Molecule: messenger RNA, 984 nt
Organism: Arabidopsis arenosa
Lineage: Eukaryota; Viridiplantae; Streptophyta; Magnoliopsida; Brassicales; Brassicaceae
Source: the annotation of a GenBank genome assembly
AGCAAUCAAAUUUUGUAUUAGGUAACAAAAAAACACAAAUACUACAACACUUUCUAAUACUUACUUAUCCACUUAGUCUCCAAGAUUGAUGUAAUAAAAAAGAGGCCUUCUCCGGAGAAAUUAUCAAAAUAGAAGAUGUCUUCAUCCUUUGUAUCAAAACCCCUCGUUUCGGUCUAUGUCUUAGCCAUGGUGGCCAUGCAACUCCCUUUUAUGCAAAGUGUUUUGUCCCUAAACCAGACCAAUGAGUAUCUGAACCACAUAUGUAUCAAAGGUGAAGGGACAGCCAAGGGGAGUUCGUACGAAGGAUCAGUCAGACGUGUAAUCGAUCAUAUGUCAACAACUGAUCUUGACUAUGGUUUUGUUAACGGCGCCGGUAGUGAUGGCCCCACUAAAAUCUACGCCAAAAUCCAGUGUCGGGCGGACGCCUCUGAAUCCAAAUGCCGCACUUGCGUCGCCACCGCCUUCUCUGAGAUCCGUAGGAAAUGUCCGAACCACAAAGGGAGAAUAAUAUGGUACGACAACUGUCUUCUCGACAUUUCAUCGAUCUAUACCCUUGGUGAAAUCGAUUACCGACACAUUUUCAAUAUGUACAACACGAAGGAUGUGAGCGGCAAUACAAUGAUGUUUAACAAGAAAACGAGGGCUCUUCUCUAUGCGCUGAAGGAGAAAGCAAUUAGUAAAAAAGAACUACCUUACAGGAGAGACUACUUGUAUUCGGCAGGGGAGGAAAGCCUCGGGACAACAAAAUUAUACGCAAUGGUACAGUGUACGAAGGACUUAACGGCUAAAAAUUGUAGUGUCUGUUUGGACUGGAUUAUGGCGAAGCUUCCCAAAUGCUGCAAUGGUAAACAAGGAGGAAGAGUUUUGACUCCGAGCUGUAAUUUUAGAUACGAGCUUUACCCUUUUGUAAAAACUUAAUACUUUUUAAUGAGAGAAACAUGUUCAUGUACAUUUUCUGUGUUUGAAUGAAUAUUUUGAGCAAAU